CUUUGCCCUAACUUCACGCUCUUCACGAUCUUCACGCGAUUUGGGCGCAUUCGGUCUCUGUUUCUCGCUUGCACUUGUUGCGGUCGGUCGGUUCGUUGAUGUGCUUGUGUUAUCGGUACUAUCGGUGCUAUCGGUUGCUCAAUUCUUAAAAUCGUGUCUCGUUUCUUUGAAAUCAAACACCAUGCCUGUUGAAAUUGUUGCCGGUGUCGAAUGCAAGAAAUUGCUAACUGAUGAAAUUGAUGGAGGUGAUUUAAGUGAGCUUGAAACCCAAUAUAAGAAAUUGAUGGCGUCCGAUUCGAAGUCGCUUCUAAAGAAACAUCUAACACAGGAAAUUUUUGAUAACCUCAAAACCAAGAAAACAACUUUCGGUUCUACUUUAUUUGAUUGCAUAAAGUCCGGGCUUGAGAAUUAUGAUUCUGGGAUAGGCAUUUAUGCCGCAGAUGCUGAGGCCUAUUCUGUGUUUGCUGAUUUAUUUGAUCCAAUCAUUGAAGAGUACCAUUCAGGUUUCACAAAAACUGACAAGCAUCCUGCCAAAAACUGGGGUGAUGUGAACUCCUUAGGCAACCUUGAUCCUACUGGAGACUACAUUGUUUCUACACGAGUAAGAUGUGGUCGUUCAAUGGAAGGUUAUCCAUUCAACCCUUGUCUGACAGAAGCCCAAUAUAAGGCUAUGGAAGAAAAAGUAUCCAGCACCCUUUCUGGGUUGGAAGGAGAAUUGAAAGGAAAAUUUCACCCAUUGACCGGUAUGCCGAAGGAUGUUCAGCAACAGCUCAUUGAUGAUCACUUCUUGUUCAAGGAGGGUGAUCGUUUUUUACAAUCUGCUAAUGCUUGCCGCUUUUGGCCAACUGGACGUGGUAUCUAUCACAAUGACGACAAAACUUUCCUUGUGUGGUGCAAUGAGGAAGAUCACUUGCGAAUCAUCUCUAUGCAAAUGGGUGGAGACUUAGGCUGUGUAUAUCGACGUUUAGUAAAUGCUGUGAAUGAAAUAGAGAAACAAAUACCGUUCUCUCAUGAUAGCAGAUUAGGUUUCUUGACAUUUUGCCCAACAAAUUUGGGAACUACAGUACGUGCUUCUGUGCACAUCAAGGUCCCCAAACUAGCUGCAAACUAUUCUAAAUUGAAAGAAGUUGCAGAGCGCUACAACCUUCAAGUUCGAGGAACACGUGGCGAGCAUACAAAGGCAGAGGGAGGGGUCUAUGAUAUCUCCAAUAAGAGACGUAUGGGGCUAACUGAAUAUGAAGCCGUCAAAGAAAUGCAUGAUGGAGUUGCAGAGUUGAUAAGAAUUGAAAAAGAAAUGUGAGUUACUGUAGUUCUAAACUGUAAUCUUUGGUUAGGUAUUAAAUUUGUACUGAAUUCACUGCAAAUAAAUAUAUUUUGAAAUUGAAA
Messenger RNA from Ctenocephalides felis (cat flea), 1386 nucleotides. RefSeq names its product arginine kinase-like. The coding region runs from base 182 to 1300 and encodes 372 amino acids. Gene Ontology annotation, molecular function: creatine kinase activity. Gene Ontology annotation, biological process: phosphocreatine biosynthetic process. The record is from RefSeq and is a predicted model, not a curated record. NCBI's taxonomy places the organism in Eukaryota, Metazoa, Arthropoda, Insecta, Siphonaptera, Pulicidae. The transcript is spliced from 3 exons.